CAUAGGUGUUCGGAUAUCUACCCCGUACCUGGCAUGGGGUGCAGGGCACCUGAAACCCAAAAUUCCUCACGCAGGUGAAGGGAGAAGAGCCUGAGAGAGAGAUGGCGGGAACACCCCUUCCCCCACCGAACGUUGGUGUUGGGAUGGGGGUUGAAGGAGCACCACCGACGGCGCCACCACCUCCCGGGACUGACAUGACGGGGAUCUGCUUCAGGGACCAGCUGUGGCUCAACACUUUCCCUCUUGACCGCAACCUCGUCUUCGACUACUUCGCCCUCUCCCCCUUCUAUGACUGGUCCUGCAACAACGAACAACUACGCAUGCGGUCCAUCCACCCGCUGGACCUUUCCCAGCUUACAAAUAUGACUGGCACGGAGUACGUGUUGAGUGAAGUUUUGGAACCCCAUCUCUUUGUCAUCCGAAAGCAGAAGAGAGAUAGCCCUGAGAAAGUCACCCCGAUGCUCAGUUACUACAUCCUAGACGGUUCAAUAUACCAAGCACCACAGCUUUGUAACGUCUUUUCUUCGCGGAUUGCACGGGCGCUUUAUCACAUACAAAAGGCAUUCUCAAUUGCUGCAUCAAAAUUGGAAAAGAUCGGACAUGUUGAUUCUGAAAAUGACAGCGCCAUUGUGGAGCCAAGAACCACCGGGAAAGAUGCCAUUGACUUGAAGGAAGUUAAACGUGUUGAUCACAUUCUUGGAUCUUUGCUGCGGAAGCUGCCUCCGGCACCUCCUCCACCCCCAUUUCCUGAAGGAUACACUCCACCACAAGCCUCCGAUGCAGAAAAAGGCUCUGAAGCACAGCAGUCGUCGGAUUCACAGUAUCCUCGUGACCCAAUAAUUGAUGAAGGGCCAUCCAAGAGACCAAGACUAGAAAAGUAGAACCACAAAGGCUGUCCCAAAUGCCCAAGAUCGAAAAGUGAAGCCCUUUAUUCAUUCUAUAGCAAUUCAUUCAGGCUGAUUUUGAUCAGGCAGGUGUUUAAGGAGACAUGGGUCAGCAUGAACCGCUACCCAUCCCUCUGGUGCUUGUUUGGACCAUAGGCAUCUAGUGGAUUUUAAAAGCACUAACCAUUGACGUAGAAUGAAGUGUAACAAUGUUCAAGUUCGCUACAUUCAUUUGGAUCUCACUUACUUUUGGGUUUCUGUUGUUGGUUUGAGUAUGUACCCGAUAUUUGGACCCUUACAAAGCCAAUGUCUGACUCCGUGAGUUUAUGAUAUUUGUAAAUAAUGAAAAUUAGGAUGAGUUUUAAGUAA
Molecule: messenger RNA, 1253 nt
Organism: Nymphaea colorata (pocket water lily)
Lineage: Eukaryota; Viridiplantae; Streptophyta; Magnoliopsida; Nymphaeales; Nymphaeaceae
Product: mediator of RNA polymerase II transcription subunit 6
Exons: 5
Coding region: 102-881 (259 amino acids)
Biological process (GO): regulation of transcription by RNA polymerase II
Cellular component (GO): core mediator complex; mediator complex
Molecular function (GO): transcription coactivator activity
Source: RefSeq, a predicted model, not a curated record